CUGAUCAAGCUGGCGCAGUUUAUUGGCAGCAGGCUUAAUUUAUACAGGUCAGCAAGGAAGGGGAGGGUCAGAAGAUGAUUGGUCCCCAGGUGGUGCUGGCAGGAAUGUGUAUAAGGGUGAUUGGGUCUCGGUGGGUACUGGCGGGAAUAGUAAACCCGGAAAAGAAGCAGGAAAUCCGCCAUCUUGUGGGUGCGGGCCCUUUUGGUCUCCGGCAAAAGGGCCCUAGAAGCCUGAGCAGCCCCAGCUCCUCCUUUUCUGCCUCCUCGCCCCUUUGGUUAAGAGCUCAGCUUCGCGAUCCAGAGCUCCUACUUGCGGGACCGGAGCAGCGGGCCCGCCCCGCCCCCAGCUCUUAGGCCCCGCCCCGGGCCCCCGCCCGGAGUGUUCCGAGGUGGCUGGUCGUCGCCAGCCCACUCCUCUCUGGUGGAACGCUUUGCUCGCGGCGCUAUUUUUCUAUAAAGUUGUUGUUGCGGCUUCCGCCGCGGGUGGAGGAAGAUGGCGUCUGGCGGUGGUGGCUUUUGCUCUUCGGAAAGACUCCCUCCGCCCUUCCCUGGCUUGGACCCGGAGUCUGAGGGGACGGCCGGGGGGUCAGAGCCCGAGGCUGGGGACAGCGACACCGAGGGGGAGGAUAUUUUCACCGGCGCCGCGGCGGCCAGUAAGCCCCAGUCUCCAAAGAGAAUUGAUUCCCUUUCCAUCAGCAAUGGCUCCCAAGAAAAUGGGAUCCAUGAGGAACAAGACCAAGAGCCACGGGAUCUCUUUGCAGAUGCCACAGUGGAGCUAUCCCUGGACAGCACACAAAAUAAUCAGAAGGCUCCUGCCAAAACGCUCAUUUCUCUUCCUCCACAGGAAGCCACAAAUUCUUCUAAGCCCCAACCAAGCUAUGAAGAGCUAGAAGAAGAAGAACAGGAUGACCAAUUUGAUUUGACAGUUGGUGUAACUGAUCCUGAGAAGAUAGGGGAUGGUAUGAAUGCCUACGUAGCCUACAGAGUUACAACACAGACGAGCUUACCAAUGUUCAGAAAUAAACAGUUUGCAGUGAAAAGAAGAUUUAGUGACUUUCUGGGUCUUUAUGAAAAGCUUUCAGAGAAACACUCUCAGAAUGGCUUCAUUGUCCCUCCUCCACCUGAGAAGAGCCUAAUAGGAAUGACAAAAGUAAAAGUUGGGAAGGAAGAUUCUUCUUCUGCAGAAUUUCUUGAGAAACGGAGGGCUGCUCUAGAAAGGUACCUUCAGAGGAUUGUGAAUCAUCCUACCAUGUUACAGGACCCUGAUGUCAGGGAGUUCUUGGAAAAAGAAGAGCUGCCACGUGCCGUGGGCACCCAGACACUGAGUGGUGCUGGUCUUCUCAAGAUGUUCAACAAAGCCACAGACGCGGUCAGCAAAAUGACCAUCAAGAUGAAUGAAUCUGAUAUUUGGUUUGAGGAGAAGCUCCAGGAAGUAGAGUGUGAGGAGCAGCGCUUACGGAAACUGCAUGCUGUUGUAGAAACUCUAGUCAACCAUAGGAAAGAGCUAGCACUGAACACAGCCCAGUUUGCAAAGAGUCUAGCCAUGCUCGGGAGCUCUGAGGACAACACAGCAUUGUCACGGGCACUCUCCCAACUGGCUGAGGUAGAAGAAAAAAUUGAGCAGCUCCACCAGGAACAGGCCACCAAUGACUUCUUCCUCCUUGCCGAGCUCCUGAGUGACUACAUUCGCCUCUUGGCCAUAGUCCGUGCUGCCUUCGACCAGCGCAUGAAGACAUGGCAGCGCUGGCAGGAUGCCCAAGCCACACUACAGAAGAAGCGAGAGGCUGAGGCUCGCCUGCUGUGGGCCAGCAAGCCUGACAAGCUGCAGCAGGCUAAGGACGAGAUUGUAGAGUGGGAGUCUCGGGUGACUCAGUAUGAAAGGGACUUCGAACGGAUUUCAACUGUGGUCCGAAAAGAAGUCAUACGAUUUGAGAAAGAGAAAUCCAAGGACUUCAAAAACCACGUGAUCAAGUACCUUGAGACACUCCUGUAUUCACAGCAGCAGACAUGCACAGUAUGGGGCCAGCUGGGUAACAGGAGCAGAAGCUGGAAGACAGAAAAGCAGCUUGGGUCUUGGUUCCACAGCUCUCUUCAAGAUAAACUGGUGAUUUGAAGGUACCUGAGCACAUCUUUGUUCCUCCAACCUCAGUGCUGGGCACACCAGGAGACCAAUUGGUUGGUCCACUGACAUCACUCUAAGGGGGUAUGAGGAAUUGUAGCACCAGAAAAGUCUCGCUGGAAGCUGUGCUGCACUGGAUGCCAGGUGGCUGGGGUGGCCUCUGCCAGCUCCCCCUGCUCCAAGCCUGGGCUGUAGUGUCUGAAGCCGCUGAACUGCCUCUGUCUGCAAUGGGUGGGUAGCUCCUGGGAGGGAUGCUGUUGCCUGGAGCCCCUGGGUCGGAGCCUGCCUGUCCCCUGAAGAGCAGGUAACCUGCCCUGAGCCAGAUUUGCUUUCGGGGCUCUGGCAGGACAGGCUUGUCAGGAGCCUUCCCAACGCAGACCUCUCCCAGGCCACUUGUUUUUUCCUCACACCUCAGUCGCAUCAUCUAUAAAACCAUAAGUAAUUACUACUAUCCCGCUGUUUUGGCCCUCAAAAACAGCAAACUCGUAUAACCAAAUAUUAAUAGCUAACAUGUAUUUACUGUGUGUCAGGCCCUAAACAGUUUAGAAGCAUGAUGUCAUUUAAUCCACACACAGCUCUCCUUUGUACAGAUAAGGGCCCUGAGGCACAGGGAGUUGGUCCCAAAGAGCCUUGGUGCCCAAGUUUAGGCCCAGCCUUGCUCAGCAGCCCAGUUGCUGGGCCUCGGGCUGCCCGCCAGGCAAGAAGAAUCCAGCCUCUGUGCCCAGCGGCGCCCUCAGGCCCCAGGAGCCGUAUGUUUUCUUAAUGGAGUUAACCAAACCUCCUGGGCAGCGCUGGCGGCUCGGCAGAACCCGAGCCAGUGAACGGGGCUUUUUGUGUGAGGGCGGCUGCGGAAGGCACGCCACCCCCUGACCUGGGCCACCCGCAGGAGCGGGCAUGUUGGCGUCACCUCUGCUUGGGCCUUGACCCUCAUCUCCAGGCUCCACGCCAGCACAGUGGGGGUGUGAGUGGCCGGCUCCCUCUUGGGCUGGUCUGAGAGUCAAGAGACAGGUGUCUACCAUCUGGUCCUCAACCAGAAGCGUCAGCAUCACUGAGGAACUUGUGAAAAAGGUCCAUUAUCAGGCUCCACACCAGGCCUACAAAUUCAGAAAACUAGGGUGAGGGCCCUAUGAUCUGAGGUUUAACUGGCCUUGUAGGUGCUGAUGAUGGCUGCUAAGGUCGGAGAACCACUGCUCUGUGCUCCGAUCUGGAAAUACCCUGGCCAAGAAAAUAUCACCAACCAGUACUUAAAAGCAACUUUCACUAGAAAUUUGGAAAUUAAAUUCAUAUUGGAGAGCAAUAGAGGAAAGGCAAAGAUUUGUGUAAUAAAACAACUCAUUCUAAAAACAGAAGUCACUUUGAAGGUCUACACGGUCAUCGUAUAUUAGCUUGGUGUUCAUAUACACUUGAGUUGAACAAUGCUUAAAGUAUACAGAAAAUAAA
Messenger RNA from Manis javanica (Malayan pangolin), 3558 nucleotides. RefSeq names its product sorting nexin 1 (gene SNX1). NCBI's taxonomy places the organism in Eukaryota, Metazoa, Chordata, Mammalia, Pholidota, Manidae. Gene Ontology annotation, molecular function: phosphatidylinositol binding. Gene Ontology annotation, cellular component: endosome membrane; endosome. The record is from RefSeq and is a predicted model, not a curated record. Gene Ontology annotation, biological process: early endosome to Golgi transport; intracellular protein transport.